Molecule: messenger RNA, 825 nt
Organism: Oncorhynchus mykiss (rainbow trout)
Lineage: Eukaryota; Metazoa; Chordata; Actinopteri; Salmoniformes; Salmonidae
Product: protein FAM240B
Source: RefSeq, a predicted model, not a curated record
UCCCCCUCCCUUCCAAACUCUUCUCAAAAAGGCCAGAUGACACGAAGGUCUUAUGUUGUCCCCUCUUAAAUAAAGCUCAGCAGGGGGCGCGGAAGAGGGGAGACUUUCAUCGGCACCACAUCCACCACGACAGGACUAUACAGUACAUCCUGUGACAUUGAGGCUCUUUGGGAGAAGAAGGUUCAUACCCACAGAAGGAAAUGAAUGUGGCUCUUAUUCAUGAUAAGCUUUUUAUAAAAGAUCUCUGGGAACAAAAAAUUGCUAAACACGACCAAAGGACAGAAACUGAAGACAUGAGGAAGAAAAAUAGUGCUCUCACCAAGCUGCGAGACGAAUGGCACCGAAGGCUUGAGAGUCGAACAAAACAUCUGAAGAAAUUAAAUGACGAACUUCUGAGGAAGAGCAAACUUGCCAAACAGGCAGAUGACACAUAACGGAGUGUUGCAUUUGUCCCCUCUGUUCUCGUGAAGAGUGAUGUAUUCUUUCUGAUAUCAAUAAAAAACGUGUUUUAUCAUGAUCACUCCUGUUUUGUCUCACACUGAGGGAAGAUUCACUAUUGAGCAUACUUUUUAGUCCAGCAUUAUCUAUACUUAGGUUUAAGGCUUACGCAUAGGCUUAAGUAGGCUUAAGUGAACGAAGUGUACACACUUGCAGUUAAAACAGUUUGAAGAGUGUUGGAAACUGACCCGAGGAGUUCAGUUUUCUCAAGUGUAUUCUAGUAUCACUGUAAAAGGACUGCAGAAGUCAACUAUAUAAAUUGUGCCAUUUCUACAUGGAACAAUGACACUAUUGGUAUGAAUAUAGGAAGUUUUACUGAGAUCAUGU